Molecule: messenger RNA, 1440 nt
Organism: Anthostomella pinea
Lineage: Eukaryota; Fungi; Ascomycota; Sordariomycetes; Xylariales; Xylariaceae
Source: the annotation of a GenBank genome assembly
AUGUCACUGCUGCCUGUCGCCCUCUAUGGGCUUGAGGUUCCCACCGGGAGCCGCAUGAUUCCCGCGAUGCAGGAAGACAGCAUCCCCAAUGCUGCUUACCGCAUCACCAUGGCCGCCCUCGACCCCACCGAACCCCCAGAGGCUGAUGAGGACGGCAACCUCCCUAACAUCCCCCGAUCCACCCUAAAGCUGAUCCGAAAGCGCCCUAACCUGGAUGACGAGCUUGAUGACGAGUAUUUGGAGCGGUUGAUGGCCGGCGGCUCUGACGAUGACGAUGAAGAGGACUCGGACGACAAUGACGAACCCAACGGUGGCCCUAGUGACCCUGCCAAGUCUAAGAAGGCCAAGAAGGAGGCUGCCAUGAUGAAGCUCAUUGCUGCUGUCAACGAAGACGAAUCGGACGAGGAGAUGGGCGAAGACGGCAAGCCGAAUGGUGUCAAGGCUAGCAAAAAGGGCAAGGAGCCUGCCACAUCCAGCGACGAUGAUGACGAUGAUAGCAUCGACUCGGGUGACCUGGACGACAUUGAGGAGCUUGUGAUCUGCACUCUUGACACCGAGCGCAACUACCAACAAGCACUGGACAUUGUCAUUGGCCCCGAGGAGGAGGUCUACUUCAUCGUCAAGGGUACCCACGCGAUCCACCUCACUGGCAACUACAUCAUUGACACCGACGACACGUCUUCAGACGAGGAUGAUGAUGAAGAGGACUACGAAUUCCCCAUUGGCAUGGACGGCAUCGAAGAGUACGACUCUGACGACUCCGAGGCCGAUGAGCUGGAUGACAUCAGUGACCCUCGCGUCACCGAGGUAGACUCGGAGGAGGAGGAGACACCCAAGGCGGUCGUGUCCAAGAAGGGCAAGAACAAGCGACCAGCCGAAGAAGAGGUUGAUGGCCUCGAUGAGAUGAUUGCGAAAGCCAGUGCCGGUGAGACCAAGCUCAGCAAGAAGCAGCAGAAGAAGUUGAAGAACAACAAGGGUGAGUCGGUCGAGGCCACGGCGGAAACCGCCAAGGAUACCCCCACCAAGGGCGACAAGAAGGUUCAGUUUGCCAAGAACCUUGAGCAAGGCCCAACCGGAUCUACUAUUGCCGAGAAGGGAGCCACUCUUGGUGUGAAGCUCGUCCAAGGUGUUACUGUCGACGAUCGCAAGAUCGGUAGCGGACGCACCGUCAAGAAGGGUAACAAGGUGGAGGUCCGAUACAUCGGCAAACUCGAGAACGGCAAGGUGUUUGACUCAAACAAGAAAGGCAAGCCGUUUAGCUUUUCUGCCGGUACCGGACAGGUCAUCAAGGGAUGGGAUAUCGGAGUUGUCGGCAUGGCGGUAGGUGGAGAGCGUCGCUUGACCAUUCCUGCCAACCUCGCCUACGGCAGCAAGUCGCAACCCGGCAUUCCUGGUAACAGCACCCUGAUCUUCGAUGUCAAGCUGCUCGGAAUCAAGUAA